AUGGAGAAAGUAAUAAAUAAUAUGUUUGGAGGAUGGAAGUACAUUACAAAUCUGGAUCAACAUUAUAAUGGUCGAGUAGUUGUAGCAUGGAGACCUGAUUACUAUCAGGUCAAGUACAUAAGUGGUACUGCCCAAAGUAUAACAUGCCUGGUUACAGAUGUUGUUAUGCAGAAGGAAUUUUAUAUGACAACUGUGUAUGCUUUUAAUACAAGGGAAGAAAGAAGAAGUUUAUGGCGACAUUUAGAAAGUAUGAGUGGAGGAAUUAAGAAAGCAUGGUUGGUAACAGGAGACUUUAACUCUGUCCUACUAGCAGAUGAUAGAAUAGGAGGAAAUCCAGUUACUAUGGGUGAAGUGGUGGAUUUCCAAGAGUGUAUUGACUCUUGUGAACUUAUGGAGUUACCUUGUGGAGGUUGUAGAUACACAUGGAGUGAAAAACAUGGUGAUAAUAGAUUUAAAGAGGUUGUGGCACAAGGUUGGCAACAACAAAUAGUAGGAUAUAGUAUGUUCCAAGUUGUUAAGAAAUUGAAGUUGUUAAAGAAGGUACUGAAGAAGCUCAAUAAUCAGCACUUCAGGAAUAUACUAACAGAGGCAGAGGAAGAUAGGGCAGCUUUAAACCAAGCUCAGAAUAGAUUGCAUUCUGACCCCUCAAAUAAAGCUUUACAAGAACAGGAGACAGCCAUGUAUCAGAAACUCAGGAAAUCCUCUUAUCUAGCUGAAAUGUUUUUACUGCAAAGGAGCAAAGCAAGCUGGAUUAAGCUAAGAGAUGAUAACAUCAGAUAUUUCUACUCAGUAAUCAGACACAAAAGACUCCAACAAACCAUUACACAGAUCAAGGAUCAACAUGGGGAAUUAUCAACAGAUAAUGCAAGCAUCGCAAAUGUUCUGGUAGACUACUAUGAAACUAUGCUAGGCAGGGAAGGAAGAAAAAGAGCAAAAACAUUUCAUAGCUUUCUGAAGAAUGGCACUACUUUGAAUGCUACACAGCAGAUGGAACUCAUACAACCUUACACAGCCAAGGAAGUGAAACAGGCUAUGUUCAGUAUAGAUGUGAACAAAAGUCCAGGCCCAGAUGGUUAUGGAAGUGGUUUUUACAGGAAAGCUUGGAGUAUCAUUGGUAAGGAUGUGACUGCUGCAAUUUUGGAAUUCAUGGAGAAUGGAAAACUGUUAAGGCAAGUCAACUCAACAGUAAUAUCCUUGAUUCCCAAAGUCCUAGUCCCAGAGUUUGCAAGUCAAUUCAGACCAAUUUCUUGCUGCAAUGUCAUCUAUAAAUGCAUUUCUAAGAUGCUGUGUAAGAGGCUUAAGAGAGCUGUAUCAAUACUAGUAGCAGAGAACCAAGCAACUUUUGUAGAAGGUAGAUCACUGAUUCAUAAUAUCCUUAUAUGUCAUGAUUUACUGAGACACUAUAAUAGGAAGACAACUCCUAGGUGCCUUAUGAAAAUUGAUUUGAGGAAGGCAUAUGAUAUGAUCAACUGGGAUUUCAUAGAGGAAGCUCUGAAAGGAUUUGGAUUUCCGGACUCAUUCACUAAACUGGGUAGUGAUGAUGAUCGUGUUCUGCGUUCCACUGGUUACCAACUGGCUGACUAA
Nicotiana attenuata is the source of this 1584-nucleotide messenger RNA. RefSeq lists its product as uncharacterized. The transcript is spliced from 3 exons. The record is from RefSeq and is a predicted model, not a curated record. Bases 1 to 1584 code for a protein of 527 amino acids. Lineage: Eukaryota; Viridiplantae; Streptophyta; Magnoliopsida; Solanales; Solanaceae.